AAAAAAGAUGGAAGGAUGGGAAUAUAUAUCGGCAAGUCAAUGACGUUUUGGAGGAUGUGGGACUUGAUGAAAAUUUUUUGGAUGGAAAAAAGUAUUUGUAUGAAGAGGUCGAAAUAGAAAAAGAUAUGUCUCCUAUCUUUUAUUCUUCUAUUAACCAAGCUCAAGAUAUGGCAUUUGAAGAUGUUUCUAGAAAAAGUUAUCUUUCGUCUCUUGAAUAUGAACUAGAAAGAUUAAAGACUCUAGAUAAAGGAAAAGCACUUGAAGAUGUAAAAUAUGCCAAUGUGCCAGAAUCUAGCAUAAACAAUAGUAAAGUCCAACAUACCAAUCCUCUUUUAGAGUUAUUGAUGCCAUGCACUCCUUAUCAACUUUAUACAAGUGUCACGCCAGAACAACAAUCA
Entrophospora candida is the source of this 398-nucleotide messenger RNA. Lineage: Eukaryota; Fungi; Glomeromycota; Glomeromycetes; Entrophosporales; Entrophosporaceae. The record is from the annotation of a GenBank genome assembly.